Magnolia sinica is the source of this 483-nucleotide messenger RNA. RefSeq names its product protein SRG1-like. The transcript has 2 exons. Lineage: Eukaryota; Viridiplantae; Streptophyta; Magnoliopsida; Magnoliales; Magnoliaceae. The record is from RefSeq and is a predicted model, not a curated record. The coding region runs from base 99 to 338 and encodes 79 amino acids.
CGGUGGACGGUCUUGAGGUCCUCAAAGAUGGAAAAUGGAUCAAGAUUCCCGCCAUUCCUCAUGCUUUUCUAGUCAACAUAGGCGAUCAGUUGGAGAUAAUGAGCAAUGGAAUAUUCAAGAGCCCGGUGCAUCGAGCUGUCACGAAUUCGGAGAAGGAGAGGAUGUCUGUGGCCAUGUUCUAUGCGCCGGAAAUGGAGAAAGAGAUUGGGCCCGCAGAUGGAUUGGUUGACAAUGGAUGGUCCACAUUGUACCAGAAGAUGAAGGUGAAAGAAUACAUUGACCUCUAUGAUCAAUACUACUCACAAGGAAAGCGGGCCAUUGAUGCGGCCAAUGUUUGAUUGUUCAGAAUAAUGGCAUUUUUAGAUCAUGUAGUGUAGUUGUUCGGAGAGAGGGUGCGUUUAGUAGUAAUUUAUAAGUUUGGAUCUAUGGCCCAGAUUCAUGCUCCCCUGAUUAAGUGGGCCCACGUUGGGUCCCUUAGGUUGG